Messenger RNA from Jatropha curcas, 1507 nucleotides. Its product is annotated as protein SGT1 homolog. Gene Ontology annotation, molecular function: protein-folding chaperone binding. NCBI's taxonomy places the organism in Eukaryota, Viridiplantae, Streptophyta, Magnoliopsida, Malpighiales, Euphorbiaceae. The record is from RefSeq and is a predicted model, not a curated record.
CCAAGGCCCCCGCUGUUUCGUUCCCCGUUUUUUUUAAGCCCCUCAAGUCAAUCAUAUUCUUUACAAGUUGUAGCGCAAAUCAGUCGAUACACAUACACCUUCUCUUUCUCUGUUUCUAGAGACUUCUUCCUGUCUCUGCAUCUCCAAUGGCGUCCGAUCUCGAAAAGAAGGUCAAAGAAGCGUUCGUCGACGAACACUUCGAGCUGGCCGCCGACCUCUUGACACAGGCCAUCGGUAUAAACCCUAACAACGCCGAGCUCUAUGCUGACCGCGCCCAGGCCAAUAUCAAACUCAACAAUUACACUGAGGCCGUUGCUGAUGCAAACAGAGCGAUUCAAUUGGAUCCUUCAAUGGCCAAAGCUUACUUGCGGAAAGGCACUGCUUGCAUAAGCCUUGAGGAAUAUCAAACUGCUAAGGCAGCCUUGGAGAUUGGUGCUUCUCUUUCCCCAGGAGACCUUAGGUUCACUAACUUGAUCAAACAAUGUGAUGAGCACAUUGCUAAUGAGACUGUUAAUCUUCUAAACCAACCAGUGGAAGCUCCACAAAAUGUUGUAGCUAUGGAAGAUGUUCAGCCAGCGAAUGACCUCUCCAGCCAGGUACCAAUAGUACCAGCAGCCAAACCAAAAUACAGACAUGAAUUCUUCCAGAAGCCUGAAGAGGUGGUUGUGACCAUAUUUGCAAAGGGCUUACCAGCUGAUAGUGUUUCUAUUGAAUUUGGAGAACAAAUACUAAGCAUCAGUAUCAAUGUCCCUGGUGAAGAUGCAUACCAUUUUCAACCUCGCUUAUUUGGAAAGAUAAUACCCGCCAAGUGUAGAUAUAAUAUUUUGUCUACCAAGGUUGAAAUCCGACUUGCAAAGGCUGAACCUAUACACUGGAUGUCUCUUGAAUUCAACAAGGAAACAACAGUCGUACAAAGAUUUAAUGUAUCCUCAGUGAAUUGUGUAGGAACUGGGUCUCAGAGACCAUCCUAUCCUUCAUCAAAACCAAAAGCAGUAGACUGGGACAAAAUUGAAGCUCAAGUAAAGAAGGAGGAAAAAGAUGAAAAGCUAGAUGGUGAUGCAGCGUUGAACAAGUUUUUCCGGGAGAUAUACCAUGAUGCAGAUGAAGACACGAGAAGGGCAAUGCAAAAAUCUUUUGUCGAGUCAAAUGGGACAGUGCUGUCCACAAACUGGAAAGAAGUGGGUGCUAAGAAGGUAGAGGGAAGCCCUCCCGAUGGUAUGGAGAUGAAGAAAUGGGAGUACUGAGUUCUUGGUCUAAUUGUUGGAAAUAUUAUAUUUGUAAUUUGGCGAUUUUGGUUCAUGAGUGUUGGUCUAUUCCUGUUAUCUAAACUUUCAACUGAACUUAAGUAGGUUGAUAUUGUGUUUCUUUUGUUUCAGCAAUACAUAUGUUGUUUAGGAUUGAUGAGACUGCUUCUUUUAUAACAUGUAUUUCUGAAAGCUUCGCUGCAAUUGUGUAAAUGAGCUCGAUUGUUAUUACUAUUAACAUAAUUAUUCAGUUUGGAACCUAA